CAAACUGUUCCGCAUAUGUCACUCACAGCCGUGAAGUCUGAUGCCGCCGCCGUGAUCGGUGUGGUGGGCGGCGGCGGAACUGUUGCACUAUCCGAGUCCCGGGAAUGGGCACCUCCGCCGCCGGGCAAGCGAUGUGCCACGGUGACUAUGCUCCUGGCCCAGAGGAUUGCACGCAACGCUGGCUGGUCAGUCGACGCGGAGCCUUCGUACAGUGCGAACAAGAUGAACGUCUGGCAAACGUUGGAGUAUCUGUCGGGGUUGAGUCUGCGUAAGAAGUACAACUACGAGGGCUUCGCGGACACCCAGAAUGUGAUCAGGACCCUAACGCCCUCCUGGCGGCGGGAUAGCUUUGCCGAGAAGGCCAAGGCCGAGGAACUGGCCGGUGGAGCAGCCUCAUCCACGGUCAAGUAUCCCGAGGAACGCCCCUCGAGUGUUCCCCUGAUCGCUGUCACGGAACCGGGCAUAAGUACCAGUUUCCACAGCGCUGACAAUCAUGUCGCCCUGGGCGAUCUGCGAUCUGCUACGAGAAGUUCAUACGGUCAUGGCAGAAGGCAUCGCAGCCGGAGCCGGAAACUUAAUGCUCCGAACUUAGAUCCCGAGUACGCCCUGUCGCCGGAGGACCUGCAGGACUUGGUCAAGUGCAAUUUCAAUUUGCCGCGCAUUAGCGCCCGCCUGGAGCGUCUGAUGGGCACCAAUGUGGUCAAGCUGACGGACCGCGCCUACAUGAAGGAGCUGCGCGAAAGGAUCGACGAGGAUUACCGCAAACAGCUGCUGUCCCGCAUCCGCGCCCGAGAGUUAAAGGAAGUGGAGCGCGAGCGAAUGCUAAUUAUAGAAGGCAAAUCGGAUGUGAUACCAGACGAACUGGCUGACGAUCCCAUAUUUAUGGUCAACAAAGAUGCCAAUAUGGAGAUCCAGAAAGAGCGCUCCAAAUUAAAGACAGCUCGGGAGAAGAAUGCGGAGCGUUUGAAGCUGCAGGGAGUGAAAUGGGAACGGGAACGACUCCAACAUGCCGCCAAAGAAGCCGAACUGCUGGCCAAGAAACGCGAGCGGCACCGCCAGCAGAAGUUGUUGGUGGAACAGUACAGGACAGAGGACGCCGAAAGGGGCAUGGACCUGCUGCGCAUCGAAAACGAAGACUGGCGGGAGUGCGAAAAGAGCCUGAAGGAGUUCCUCGAAGAGGAGCGUGCCAAAAUGAAGGAGCGUUCGCUGCGCAUCUCACAUCCCUACUCAUCGGAUCCGCAGGACAUACAGAACAUAGUGAGAGCCAGACAAAAGUUCCGCGAAACAGAGUUGCGUAUUCGCAACCAACUGGAGGACAAGCUAAAGGAUGUGAAAUUGGCGGUCACCACUCAACAGCUGACCGAACUCAUCGAGGAUGCCCAUCGAUCUAGCGUGGAACUAGUGCCAGAGGCUUCGCUGGAGGACGACGAGCUCCAGGGCGAGGCACAGUCCAGGUAUCUGGACGAUGUGACCGAUGUCUCAGAGGAGACGGUGAUCAGCGAGGAUGCCAUCAGCCUGACCCUGGCCAAGCAGCAAUAUGCCGAGGAACUGGAGGCCGAAAUGGAGGACGAGUUCAAUCGGGGACUACUCAUCUCCAAGCAGCAGUACGAUCAGCUGCGCUUCGAGGACGAGAAGAUCGUGGCGCUCAGGAAUGCCAAGAACAUUCGAGAGCUGUAUGAGCUGGCUGAGGAGAUCAUCAAUGGCGAGAAGUUCGAGGAGGCGCCAGAGGAGGCCGAAGAGGAAGCCUUAGCCGAAGAGCAGGAGCUCGAAGUCACCUCCAUUCACGAGGACCCGGAUGCAGCCAAAGCUUAAAAGUCAAAGGUUGAAGCAUUUCCAAUGUUCGAAGGGCAAAGGGAUGCCGUUUUUCCUGCUGCUACUGCUUUUUUCGCGAGUUUUACAAAGUUUGGCCAAAUAUUUCGUUUCCCUGGCUGGAAAUCAAAAUAUUUCACCAAAUUGUGCAAAAAUCAGUCUGGAUAUGGGGGACCACAGUUUAUUGCCGACGCAGUUGUUAAUCACCGAAAGGGAACGUCAGCGCUACUGUCACUCAAUCUCAGCGCUUAGGUUGAUAACUGUCAAUGGGGUUUAAUUAGAGCUGUAACGAGGUGAUAGUGCCCGCAUGGCAAUAAUAAUAAAGCGACCGAAAAAUCCAAAAACAA
This is a messenger RNA of Drosophila elegans, 2156 nucleotides long. Its product is annotated as intersectin-2. The record is from RefSeq and is a predicted model, not a curated record. Bases 16 to 1812 code for a protein of 598 amino acids. NCBI's taxonomy places the organism in Eukaryota, Metazoa, Arthropoda, Insecta, Diptera, Drosophilidae. The transcript is spliced from 7 exons.